CCCGCCCUCCACCGCUCCUCCAGUAAAUAUUUGUGUUUGCCCAGCCGGCUGUAAUGGUGGACGACUGAAGGGGAGCAAAACGGAAUACAACUCGAGUGAAGAAAAGAGGAAAACGGUCGAAAGUUUAGCUUUUGACUUAGGACACGGACUUCGUCGAAAAUGGAUGAACUUAAACAUCAAGUCAUGAUUAACCAGUUCGUCCUGACGGCGGGUUGUGCGGCAGACCAGGCGAAGCAGCUCCUGCAGGCGGCACAUUGGCAGUUCGAGACUGCCCUCAGUGCCUUUUUCCAAGAAACAAAUAUCCCAUAUGGCCAUCAUCAUCAUCAAAUGAUGUGCACACCAGCCAACACACCAGCGACACCCCCCAACUUCCCGGACGCCCUGACCAUGUUCUCCCGGCUCAAGGCAUCCGAGAGCUUCAACAGCGGCAGCCCCAUGGCGGCGUCCGUGGCCACCUCUCCUCCACCCCCUCAAGUAGGCGGCUGGGGAGUGUCACCCAACGUGCCCAACGUGCCGCCGCCCCCGCAAGGACUUUGGACUCAGGGGCAGCCCCCCACACAGCCCUGCCCCGCCUGGCCCACGGGCGUCAACCCUCACGCGGGCGCCGAGCAAAAGGCCAGCGUAGCGAUGGAGGCGGAGAGAUGAAUUGCCACGUCGCCCCGCCGCCGCAUCCACCCCGGGGAGAGGGGGCGAUACUUUGAUCAUUUGUCUUUUUCCAAAAGAAAACGGAAAACGUGGCAAGUCGGACGUGGAAAGAGACGGAAUCUACGCAAACCAAGAAAAACUUUAGGUGAACACUUUCAAGAAGGAGAAAACCAAUGCAAAUACAAAAGUAGACAAAAAAAAUAAAUACAAGAUACGCACAUGCAUAGUAAUAAGAGUAUGUGAAAUCUUAGUUGUUUUCUUACAUAAAUGACAAAUAUUGGAAUUUGGAAAAAGGAAACGUCACGCCCAAGGAUUCUCUAUGAUGGUCAAGGACUUUCAAGGCAGCAAAUCAAUUUUGUAAUUUUUUUUGUUAACCCCCCUCCCGGUAAACACUUUUUAUUAGCCAGUGUGAUUAUUUUCGGCCCCCAUACCCGCUGGUCUUGUUUUUUUUUUCAACUGUCUGUGCUGCAUGACGACAGCGAGGAACUUGCAACACAGUGUUUUAAAGUGACUGAAGCAUCAUGCACGAGAGCGUGUACGUGUGCGUGCGCGGAUGUUUGUGUGUUUUCGCAACUCUGGUCGGAAUGCAUAGGCGGAAAUUUAUAGAAAUGUCUAUGUAAACACACACGCGUUAGAGGAAACACCUCCAUAUUGUCAUCCCCAUCGUCAAGGCGGGGCUUGUUCUUACCUCACCUGGUGGUCACCUGACUUCUUUUUAGCCAAUCAGGGAUUCUUCUUAAACCAAUUGUUUGCGCUGACGACACAGGACAUGUUCUUAACAUUUUUUUGUUGUUGUUUUUCUUAAAUGCAGCAGCCAGUUUCGGUUCAUGCUAGCUUCUCCGCAAACACAACGGCUUAUUUUGAAACCGAAGUCUACAAACUGUAUACUUUUAUGAGAUUAUGGGUUGUACAAGAAAAUAAAAACAUCACUAGUGGUUUAAUAUAAUAUUGUUUGUAAUGAUGAUAGUUUUAUUAUCUGGGUGGAUUUAAGGGAGGCGGUUCUGCUAAAGCAGCUGAACUGGCUCCAGAUUGGGGGUGGGGGGCGGGGAAUGAGACUACUCCAUUUUUUGACUCUUUGUAUACAUUUAGCAUGACUUGUCAAUAACAUCUUUUACAGCAAAAAUUCCACAAGAUUUCCAAAGCUAAUAAUGACAACCAAUUAGAGUCGGCUCAUCUCAAAAUGAAGGUAAACUUUACAAAGCGACCUGUUGAUAUAUUACCUGACGGGUUAUUUGUUUUGAAUAAGUAUUAGGGCAAUACUAAUAAUAAAAAAAAAAAAAAAGGAUUCAAGAGAAUAGUCAUAUAUGAUUACUAGAAUUAAAAAAAACAUGUUUUUUUUUAUAAAAUUAUUCUUGCUAAAACUAGUGAUGCACUGAAAUUUUGGUGGCCGAAAAUGACCCAUAAGUGUAUUUUGGGUUUCGGGCCGAAAGACAGUUGUUGCCGAAAUAACGUUGUUUAUUGCCGCUAGCUUUGCUGCAGCCGACACGCGAGCACAUAUAUGUAAUACCUAAGAAAGAUUUACUAUUCAUAAGCAAUGCCCUGUGGAGCUUUGCUGGCUAUCCAGUUGAAUUGACUGGGAUGUCACUAUUACCUACAAAUUCACAAUGACAUAGUGGACCAUAAAUCCGUGGCUUUGCCAUUGUCAUGCUAUCGGCUCCUAGCCCAAACUAGUGUUUUCACUGCUUUUCGCUGGUGGAAUGCUUGUUGCAUGCUGUUUUGUGCCGCCCCAGCUACAGCUACCGGGACUAAAUACAAUGCCCAAGCACGGAGGCGAAUGUGUGCCUCGCGCCCGUUGUCAACACAGGAUAAAAGUCACUAAUUGUCGCCUCCAUGGCAGCGAAUAAGCUACACUUUUAGACAAGUAUCUUUAUCACCAAGGCCGGGAGAAAGACUGGUAGAGACGGGUACGUUAUGUUAGUCGCUAAGCAAUUCUGACAUGAUGUCGAAAAACAGCAAAAUAAGUGAGUGGGUGGUACAGUGCACUCGUCAUAUUGGUCGGGCGGAGAAAAAUGGCAGGCAAAUUCGUACGUUUAUAGAGGAAAAUAUGAUAGACAGCCAUACAGAAACCAGAAAUGAAAUAUCAUAUCACUGCUGCUACGUCACUUGAGAAAAUGGGCUGAUAAAUUGAAAAGUACAUGACUAUAUUUAUAGUACCACUAUGGGGAAAUUUGCAUCAUUUCAGCCGCAAUAGUGGGUACAGGAAAUACAAAAUGAGCACGCAAAAGAGAAGACAUUUGACGCAAUAAAUACGUUAAAAUAACAAAAAUUGAAGCCAUAAUGUAUUUAAAGAUUAUAGAGUAACGAUUAUGGUGUGAAAAUGAACAGUAUACAGAAUUAUUUUUAUCCUAUUACAUAUUUUCUUUCGGCGUUUCGGCCAUUAGUUGGCCAGCUUCAGGUGUUCGUGUUUGGCCAAGAAUUUUCAUUUUGGUGCAUCACUAGCUAAAACCUUUCUUGUAACAAGAAUUAUAUUUUGUAAAAUUGCUACUUAAUUUUUGUGAUUUUGUGACCGUUUUAAUGAAAUAUGAUUGCGCUCGUAAUUUUACCGUUGAUUGUGUUUUUUUUUUAUGUGGCCCUAAUGCUCAUUCAUAAUUCAGACUCAAAAAGACAGGAUGCUAACGUUCACCAGGGAUUUUACAACAUUCACAUGUGGAAUUAGUCGCUAGUCCUCCGAUUUGCUAAGGGGGGCGAGGGGCAGCUCAGGGGUGGCCCUGAUUUACGGCAAUAUAUUACAUGCAGGGUCCGCCCCUGGGUAUUUUUUAUUUUAUUUUUUUCAAUUGAGAUGAACAUUUUAUCUAGCCGGUGUUUUUUUUCUUCUUUUUUUUCAAAGAUCAAGAUAUUUAGGGACAUUAUGGAUAUAAUAAUAACAAAUAAUCAUCUUCCUUAUUAUUUUAUUUGAACUUGUGCUUCAGUUCAUCUUUCCCAGUUUCAUACUUUUUGGUUAAAUCUUGAGUGUUUUCUGGGUUGGCCUGUUCAGAAAUGGUUUCUCAUGUACAUCCACCACCCCCACUUUGUAUGACUGUAUGAGACCAUUCCCACAAUAUUUGUGGACUACCUGAUAAUUAACUUAUCAUUUUUGUGAACCUAAAUAAAUAUUGUUUGUCAACCUA
Molecule: messenger RNA, 3752 nt
Organism: Phyllopteryx taeniolatus (common seadragon)
Lineage: Eukaryota; Metazoa; Chordata; Actinopteri; Syngnathiformes; Syngnathidae
Gene: ubald1a
Product: UBA-like domain containing 1a
Exons: 3
Coding region: 160-645 (161 amino acids)
Molecular function (GO): protein binding
Source: RefSeq, a predicted model, not a curated record